CCUGGGGCUGAGCGGCUCCGGCGCCGGGGGUGGGUGAGGCUCGCUGUGUCCCAGCCGGGCCCGGAGCCCAUGGAGCGGGGGAAGAUGGCGGAGCUGGAGAGCCUGGAGACGGCGGCGGAGCACGAGCGGAUCUUGCGGGAGAUCGAGAGCACGGACACGGCCUGCAUCGGCCCCACGCUCAGGUCUGUCUAUGAUGGGGAAGAGCAUGGUCGUUUCAUGGAAAAGCUGGAAGCCCGAAUUCGAAACCACGACCGAGAGAUUGAGAAAAUGUGCAACUUCCAUUACCAGGGCUUUGUAGAUUCUAUCACGGAGCUCCUGAAAGUUAGGGGAGAAGCCCAGAAGCUUAAGCAUCAAGUGACAGACACGAAUAGAAAACUGCAGAGUGAAGGGAAGGAAUUGGUAGUAGCAAUGGAAGAGCUGAAACAAUGUCGACUACAACAGAGAAAUAUUUCUGCUACCGUCGAUAAACUAACAUUAUGUCUUCCUGUUCUGGAGAUGUACAGCAAACUGAGAGAGCAAAUGACUUCUAAAAGACAUUACCCUGCGUUGAAGACAUUAGAGCACCUUGAGCAUACGUACCUACCACAGGUGAGCCACUACCGCUUCUGCAAGAUCAUGGUGGAUAAUAUCCCUAAACUGCGUGAAGAGAUAAAAGACGUUUCCAUGUCAGACCUCAAAGACUUCCUGGAGAGUAUUCGUAAGCACUCUGACAAGAUUGGAGAGACAGCGAUGAAACAGGCCCAGCAGCAAAGAAACCUGGAUAAUAUUGUAUCUCAGCAUCCCAGGAUAGGUGGUGGAAAGAAAUAUAAGAAAGAUGUCUGUGCAAGCUCAGAUCUGGAGGUGAAAAACACUAGCCCCAUGUCUGAACAGGAUUCAGGGAUCCUGGAUGUUGAAGAUGAGGAUGAUGAUGAAGAGGUGCCUGGUGCCCAGGAUUUGGUGGAUUUCUCACCUGUGUAUCGAUGCUUGCACAUCUAUUCUGUACUGGGUGCCAGAGAAACCUUUGAGAACUACUACAGGAAACAGAGAAGAAAACAGGCUAGACUGGUGCUUCAGCCCCCCUCAAAUAUGCACGAAACUUUAGACGGCUACAGGAAGUAUUUUAAUCAAAUUGUAGGCUUUUUUGUAGUUGAAGAUCACAUCUUACAUACGACCCAGGGCUUGGUCAAUAGAGCCUAUAUCGAUGAACUGUGGGAAAUGGCUCUGUCAAAAACUAUUGCCGCACUAAGAACACAUUCAUCUUACUGUUCUGACCCAAAUCUGGUAUUAGACUUGAAGAACCUCAUAGUUCUGUUUGCAGAUACACUCCAGGGGUAUGGCUUCCCUGUAAACCAGCUGUUUGACAUGCUACUGGAAAUCAGAGACCAAUAUAGUGAGACUCUGCUAAAGAAAUGGUCAGGAGUUUUCAGAAAUAUACUUGAUUCAGAUAAUUACAGUCCCAUACCCGUAGCUAAUGAAGAACUUUAUAAGAAGAUAAUAGGACAGUUCCCAUUCCAGGAUCCAGAGCUGGAAAAGCAACCGUUUCCAAAGAAGUUCCCCUUUUCUGAGUUUGUGCCUAAGGUUUACAAUCAGAUUAAAGAAUUCAUCUAUGCCUGUCUAAAGUUCUCAGAAGAUCUUCACCUGAGCUCCACGGAGGUUGACGACAUGAUUCGAAAAUCCACCAACCUGCUGCUGACUCGAAUGCUGAGCAACUGUUUGCAGACUGUUAUUAAGAAGAGAAACACAGGGCUGACAGAGCUUGUGCAGAUUAUUAUAAAUACAACCCAUUUGGAGAAAUCCUGCAAGUUCCUAGAAGAGUUCAUAACCAAUAUCACCAACGUACUCCCGGAGACUGUCCAUACUACCAAACUCUAUGGCACUACCACCUUCAAGGAUGCCCGCCAUGCUGCAGAAGAAGAGAUUUACACUAAUCUGAACCAGAAGAUAGACCAGUUUUUGCAGCUGGCAGAUUAUGACUGGAUGGCCACUGAACCGGGCAGCAAAGCCAGCGAUUACCUGGUAGAUCUCAUUGCUUUCCUGCGCAGCACCUUUGCUGUGUUCACACACCUACCUGGGGAUGUAGAUGUCCAUUCUACAAUGUCGGGUAAGGUGGCUCAGACUGCAUGUAUGUCUUCAUGCAAACACUUAUCUACUUCACUGAUGCAGCUGCUACUAGAAGCUGAAGUGAGGCAGCUUACACUGGGGGCCUUACAGCAGUUCAACCUGGAUGUAGAGGAGUGUGAACAGUUUGCCAGAUCCGGGCCAGUGCCUGGGUUCCAAGGGGACACACUGCAGUUGGCCUUCAUCGACUUGAGACAAGGUUGACGUAGUUUGCAUUCUGAAAACUUUCAGAUGCACAGGGUAUUUCUUUAAUCUGCAUAAUCCCUUGUAUCGAUGAUCUCCUCACCACUGUGACUCUGAUUCAUGCCGGAACAGCUUUUAACCUGUAAUGGAUUGCGAACCCUCUCCGAAUCCAAUUGAUGUGCAUUGUAAUCUGUCAUCGAAUGACACUUCUGCAAAGCUACAUUAAAGUUUGAUGAUGAUAAUAAUGAAUCUCCACACACCCACUUACAUUUGGGAAUUCAGUUCUGCAUGGUUUGUUUCCAUAUCAAACUUAUCCAUUCGGUUACAUGUAUGGUCCAUUUGCAAUAUUGUCUUAAAUGCCUCGCAGGAAAGAAAUGAGUUGUCAUUGCUGAAUCUCAUGCUUUUGCAUACAUAAGUGUUUCAACACCACAUGCGGAGUUGUCAGUAAAGCACCCAUGACCUUGUGUUUUACGUAAUAUAGGGGUGUUGGUUCUUCUCCAAAGAGACGCAGAUGAAUGCAGGGAUUUUGAAGAGGAAUGCUGUGGUUUUUUCCUAAAGAAUUAAAUGCCAUAAAAAUACUUCUCCGAUGUUUAACUUACAUGAAGCAGUGUAUUAUCUGCUGGCCAGCGUACGUGUAGUGUUAAUAUGGUUUAUAAGGGCAGUAUGCACCCAAGUGAAUUCCACAUGAGCCAGGAUACAGCUAUACGAUGGUCCACUUGUGUUUCCUUUCUAGUAUUUCUGCUCCUCUGUCAAAUACUCUUCUCUAAUUGUAUUUGUUUGUAA
Molecule: messenger RNA, 3063 nt
Organism: Gopherus evgoodei (Goodes thornscrub tortoise)
Lineage: Eukaryota; Metazoa; Chordata; Testudines; Testudinidae
Gene: EXOC6B
Product: exocyst complex component 6B
Exons: 22
Coding region: 70-2301 (743 amino acids)
Biological process (GO): intracellular protein transport; exocytosis; Golgi to plasma membrane transport
Cellular component (GO): exocyst; membrane
Source: RefSeq, a predicted model, not a curated record